AUGGCGAAAACCCUAGAGACAGCUAAGAAGCGCAAAUUCGUGAAAUCCAAUUCCAAGACAAUCGAUAAGAAGCAGAAGAUCAAUAACUCUGCUCAUCAGCGACAACAACCUGAAUCCUCGACGCACAAUUCAAGCUCCAGCUCUGAUUCCAGCGAUUCGGAAUCGGAGAAGGAAUUCGACCCGGAGGAGCUCCGGGAGCUUCUGCAGCCGUAUUCCAAGGAGCAGCUCGUCGACCUCGUGUGCUCCGCUGCAAAAAUCGGAUCCUCGAUCUACUCCGCCGUCGUAGAAGCCGCCGACCGUGACGUCACACACAGGAAAAUCUUCGUUUACGGGCUUCCAUGGGAGACAACGCGCGAGACUCUGUUCGGAGUUUUCGAAGGCUACGGCGAGAUCGAAGAGUGCACCGUCGUUAUAGACAAGGUCACUGGUAAGGCCAAAGGCUUCGGAUUUGUGAUGUUCAAGUCGAGGAAAGGAGCGAGAGAAGCGCUCAAGGAACCGAAGAAGAGGAUUCUUAAUCGGACGGCGACUUGCCAGCUGGCCUCAAUGGGGCCUGCGGCGUCGGGAAAGGGGCAAGACCAGCCGGGUCCGGUUAAGAUAAGUUUCGGUUCGAUGGCUAAUCAGGGCCAGCAACAGCAAGCGCAAGCGCAAGGGCAACAGUUUUUUAGCGGCGGUGGAAUGGCUGCUUCGCCGUAUAUGUUAGGGAGCCAAUACCAUCCGGUUUAUGGAACCGGGAUGUUGGGGAAUCCAGCUUUAGCAGCGGGCUACAUGUAUCCGAUGCUGGCGAGUGCUCUGAGCCAUGGGGGGUUGGGUUCUGGUGGUGCGUUGAUGGGUGAGGCAGGGGUUGGUGCUGCUGGUCUAUCAUCUGCUCUGGGGUCUUACUUUAGAGAUCAGAGUCAGCCAAGUGCUUAUCCAGAUUCCGAUACCGGGAAAAGAGGGAGUGGUAAAGAUUCGGAUGCUGGUGGCUCGUUUCAGGGCUACUCAAACUAUUCAUGGUACGCUCACUGUAACCUUUUGUGUUUUGUAGCAGUACAUUUGCUCAUAUUGUGGUUUAGAUGUGUUUUGGUUAAGCAUAUUGUGUAUGAUUCAGAUUUCAGAGUAGGUGUGUAA
Messenger RNA from Microthlaspi erraticum, 1107 nucleotides. Lineage: Eukaryota; Viridiplantae; Streptophyta; Magnoliopsida; Brassicales; Brassicaceae. The record is from the annotation of a GenBank genome assembly.